Molecule: messenger RNA, 946 nt
Organism: Phytomonas sp. Hart1
Lineage: Eukaryota; Euglenozoa; Kinetoplastea; Trypanosomatida; Trypanosomatidae
Source: the annotation of a GenBank genome assembly
GCACAAAAUAGAAUAUUUUCCUGGCGAAUUGGGGAAAGAAAAACUUACUGGUUCACAAGACAUGUCCAAGUACUCCAAUCCCGAGUAUUGGGAGGAGAGAUAUCGCAGCAGUGAUACCAUCUUCGACUGGUUUCUGACGUAUGAUAACCUGAAGCCGAUUAUCCAGCCGCUUUUACAACCUGCCGAUCAAAUUCGGGUACUCAUUGUGGGUUGUGGAAAUAGCCGUCUUUCCGCGUGUUUAUACGAGCAUCUUGGGAUCAAAAAUAUCACAAAUGUGGAUAUUUCGCCGACAGUCAUUGGCCAAAUGCAGCGCCGGUACGCCGAAAUGGAUAAGAUGCAGUGGAUAUGUUUAGAUUUACUGACAACGCCAAUCGAUAAGCUUAUUCAAGAUUUGUGCCCCAAUAAAGAAUUGUUUGAUUUUGUUAUUGACAAAGGACUAGUUGAUUGUAUUCUUGGUGGAGGUAACUCCUUUCAUAACGUGCACAUUUUCAAUCAAAAUAUAUCGAACUUACUAAAGAAGGGCGGUUCCUACAUAGCAGUCUCUUACGGGUCACCGGAAACCCGUAUCGAUCAUUUCCGGCGCAAGAAAUUAUUCUUCGAGGUAGAGCAUAGAUCAAUUGAAAAACCCAUGUUUUGUUCACCCGAUACAAGUCCCACCGGACACUACCACGUGUACAUUAUGGUGAAAAAGGAAGAAAAGAUGCAACAGCAAUCCUUAGAAGGCGGGCUUCAAGAUGAUGAUUCUGACGAGGAUGAUUUUUACGAUCGUUUUAUGUCGCGAAAGUAGACCAAAAAAAGGCAAAACAGCAUCAAAAUAAUGUAAAGAUAAAAAAUUAUUGACUGUCAGAGUUUUUUUUUACUUCCCGCAGCUUAUCGAUAAAUCAACUCCUUAGAUAUGUACAAGGCAGGUGGAAUGUAUUGAAAAAAAAUGCACUCAUAAAAAAAA